AUGGAAGCAAUGCAUCCGCGAUGCGACAACCGUGGACAUUGUGUCGCGAUAGGAUUGACCGUAAUAGUCGCCUUGGCCAUUGGAAUCUGGUUUGCUUGGCUUCUUAGAAGGAUAAGGCGAGCCAAACUCAAGAAGGCGUUCGUCAAGCGGAAUGGCGGUUUGUUAUUCCAGCAGAUCGCUUCACAGGAUGGCACAACCGUAAAGGCCGAAAUUUUCACGUCAGAGGAGCUAGAGCGAGCGACAGACAACUUCAGCGAGAGCAGAAUGCGCGGGAAGGGAGGUUCUGGUACAGUUUACAAAGGAAUGCAGUCCGAUGGAAGAAUAGUCGCCAUAAAGAAGUCCCAUUUGAUGCACGAGAAACAAGCCGAUCAGUUCACCGACGAGGUCGUUGUCCUCUCUGAGAUAAACCACCGGAACAUCGUGAAGCUGUUAGGAUGUUGUCUUGAGACAGAGGUCCCUCUACUAGAACUCCAUGGCAAGGAUUGCUCUUUUUGCAUAUCUUGGAAAGUUCGCGUAAACAUCGCACUCGAAAUUGCCGGAGCGCUGGCUUAUUUGCAUUCGGCCACAUCUAUGCCGAUCUUCCAUCGGGACAUCAAAUCGAGCAACAUACUCUUGGACAGUAACUACGGCACGAAGAUAUCGGACUUUGGGAUUUCCAGGUCGAUCCCGCUGGAGAAAACUCAUGUGACUACGGGAUUGCAAGGGACAUUCGGCUAUCUGGACCCCGAGUUCUUCCACUCGAGACAGUUCACGGACAAGAGCGACGUCUACAGCUUCGGACUGGUUCUGUUAGAGCUCUUGACAGGAGAGAGGGCCAUGUCCAGAAGUAAAGUCAAAGUAGAAGACAAAAGCCUAGUGCUGAACUUCAUUGCGGCGACGAAAGAGAAUCGUCUGUACGAUAUCCUGGACGACCGGAUCCGGCAUGAAGUCACCGACAAGGAGUUCUCGGGCUUGGCGAUGCUCGCAAAGAGGUGUCUCAAAUUUAACGGGAAGAAGCGGCCGACCAUGAAAGAAGUCGCCAUCGAUCUUGAGAGGAUUAGCAGACUAUCAUCUCUCUUUGGCCCGUGCUAACCAGAG
Molecule: messenger RNA, 1077 nt
Organism: Rhodamnia argentea
Lineage: Eukaryota; Viridiplantae; Streptophyta; Magnoliopsida; Myrtales; Myrtaceae
Product: wall-associated receptor kinase-like 4
Exons: 2
Coding region: 1-1071 (356 amino acids)
Biological process (GO): protein phosphorylation; cell surface receptor signaling pathway
Cellular component (GO): plasma membrane
Molecular function (GO): ATP binding; protein serine/threonine kinase activity
Source: RefSeq, a predicted model, not a curated record